Messenger RNA from Oenanthe melanoleuca, 415 nucleotides. RefSeq names its product small lysine rich protein 1 (gene SMKR1). Bases 152 to 358 code for a protein of 68 amino acids. The record is from RefSeq and is a predicted model, not a curated record. NCBI's taxonomy places the organism in Eukaryota, Metazoa, Chordata, Aves, Passeriformes, Muscicapidae. The transcript is spliced from 3 exons.
GCGACGCUGAGGGGAAGGAGGCGAGGCCGUGGCGGCUCUGAGGGGGAAGAGGCGCCGCGGCCGCUUCAGAGCCGCGGGGAUGUGGGGACGGGAAGGGUCCAUCUCCAGGGCUUGAUGUAGAGUCCCAGCUGCUCCUUUAAAGGACUCAGCCAUGGCAGGCAAAGGCAAAGGCAAAAAACCCAAGAGUAAAGGCAAAAGGGCCCCCAAAAUUCCAAAGGAUGUGAAAGAAGUGUUUGUCUUCAGCCCAGCUGCCAUGCUGAACGCUUACUACAUCUCUCACAACGCUGCUGCCUUCCUGGAAUUCCGGGGCUAUCCCUGGCCUGGCUCUCUCAAAAAGAAGGGGAAGAAAAAGAUGUGAGCUCACCCAAGUCCCUGGUGAAGACUCUGCUGUGAUUAAACCCACCCUGGCUCUGCA